AUGCAGUUUUUCUUUUUCUUCUUCUCAGAAUCAUGGUCCAAUGUCCUAAUUGAAUCAGUUAUAGCUGAUGUUCUUGAGAAGCGUCGUGAACAACAGGCUACUCCCCCAACUGUUAGCAACAACACACGAGAGCCUGAGGACCAUACUCAAAUGGAAGCUGAAGAAAAUUAUAAUGCUUUGCAUCUCACUGCACACUAUUGUGAUGAACUCCAAUCCAAUCCUAUUCCCAUACCUGUACUUCCUGCACCUGUCGAGCCUGAUGCUCCAGCUGCCAAUAAUUUAAUGAAUGAUGAUAUUCAACAACGUGUAGACUGGGUACAAACCGAGCAUGAUGCAUUUGAACUAUUUUGCAAGUAUCCUCAUUCCUUCCCCACCUAUGACCCCAAGAACCUGAGCUACUUCGACCACCUUUGUGAUGCCCUGACCUUCAGUCGCAUUGAUGGAGGUGUCGAGCAUGAACGUCCAUGGUGGGCAGGCUUUGGUUCAUCAUUGGAGGCUGUCCAUCGGGAUUACUUCGCACCAUUUCUUAAUGCUACAACCUUUCGACUCAUGAACUGGUUCUACAACGCAUCUCUCUAG
This is a messenger RNA of Suillus paluster, 579 nucleotides long. RefSeq lists its product as uncharacterized. The record is from RefSeq and is a predicted model, not a curated record. The coding region runs from base 1 to 579 and encodes 192 amino acids. The transcript is spliced from 4 exons. Lineage: Eukaryota; Fungi; Basidiomycota; Agaricomycetes; Boletales; Suillaceae.